Messenger RNA from Triplophysa dalaica, 1758 nucleotides. Its product is annotated as synaptosomal-associated protein 23-like. The coding region runs from base 350 to 961 and encodes 203 amino acids. The record is from RefSeq and is a predicted model, not a curated record. Gene Ontology annotation, molecular function: syntaxin binding; SNAP receptor activity. The transcript is spliced from 8 exons. NCBI's taxonomy places the organism in Eukaryota, Metazoa, Chordata, Actinopteri, Cypriniformes, Nemacheilidae. Gene Ontology annotation, biological process: synaptic vesicle priming; synaptic vesicle fusion to presynaptic active zone membrane; exocytosis. Gene Ontology annotation, cellular component: plasma membrane; SNARE complex.
AGCUGGAGUUGAGCUUGGGUGUCCAUUACGAAUAUUUUGGGGGUUGGCUGUGUGUGUACCCGACAUACUGAACGAGUUGUCCCUCGCACAUUUGCAUGAUUAACUGACCCGCAGAGUCACGAGAUCGGAUGUGUGUUAAAACCUCGUCCUGUCAGCCACUGGAAUGAGUCACUAACACAUUUUAUUUAGAUUUGAUGAUCAUCUCAUAUUAGUGGCUACUUAAAGGAACUCCGCCUACAGAUUGUUGAACGAGCCGCAACCAUCCAGACUUUAAUCUGUUGUUGCUUAUCGGGGGUGGGGAGAUUCUACAUGAGUUCUGAACAUAGCGGCAGAGUUAAAAUCCAGCAGGAUGGAGCAAAUCUCAGAACAAAUCAACAGAGUAACAGAUGAGUCUAUUGAGAGUACUAGGCGGAUGCGACAGAUGGCAGGAGAGAGCCAUGAGAAGGGGAAAGAAACAAUGAUCAUGUUGGAUAACCAAGGAAAACAGCUGAGUAAUGCAGAAGUGAAUGUGGAUGAGAUGAUGGGAAACGUGAAAAGAGCCGAGAGGAAUCUGAAUGAGUUGUCCAAAUGCUGCUGGUGUUUGUGCUCAUGUAACAGAAUUAGCUCUAUAGAGAAUGACCAGAGAUAUACAAAGGUUUGGGGCACAGAGGAAAGAGAUGCAAAUAUGGUAUCCAGUCAAGUAACUGCUGUACGCAAAGUAGGUGGGGUCACUGUUCAGUCAACAGCCUCUUCAGGCACCUACAUCAAGAGAAAAACAAAUGAUGCUCAAGAAAAAGAGAUUGAGGAGAAUAUAGAGCAGGUCAACAGCAUCAUUGUGGAUCUGAAGGAUAUGGCCAUGGAAAUGAACAAUGAGCUCGACAAACAGAACAAAACCAUCGCCCGCAUCACUGAGAAGGUUGAAAUAACUGCAGAUCACGUUGAUGGCGCUACAAAGAAAGCCAAAAAAAUUAUUAAGGAAUAGGAAUUAAGGAACUAGAUAUGGAACAGAGUCAGACCAGUGUUGUUAAGGUGUGGAAUGAAGUUAUAACAAUAAUAAAAGCAAUUUACGAAAUAUUUUUUACUAGCAAAAUAAUUUUAAUGAUUAACAAAAUGAAGCAUAUUUAGGGGGUUUCUGUAUUUUUUUGUAUUGACAUUUUGUUUAAAAAUGGAGACCUGGUUUUACCAGCAGAUGGUGCUGUGACAGAUACUGAUUGCGAUUUGAGAAAUUCGUGAGGUGCAUCUCUCUGUAUACAUUGUAUUUUUUUUAAAUCUGAUGAUAUUAAAGCAAACUAAUUUUAGUCAUAUAUCUAGCUAGGCUGUAUUAUUUUUUAUUCAGUUUUUUUAUUAUUUGUAAUGAAGCAAACGUAAUCAGUUAUUUUUGUCCUGUGAUUUAAUCAUGUGUCUGCAGAGAAAUGUAGGCUACAGACCUAACAGUAGAUGGUACUGCUACAUUACUUAUUUUAAUACAUUUAUAUUUUAAUAUAGUUAGAUGUUGUGUUAAAAGCUUAAAAACUUGAUUCAAUUUACUGUCAUCUGGUGGUAAGCCCUGUGGUUAGUGCGACCCGAGUUUGAGUCCAGUGGUCCUUUCCAGAUCCCAUUCCCUCUCUCACACACUUCGUUUCCUGUCCUGUAACUGUACUGUUAAUAAAGGCAAAACCCCCCAAAAUACACUACAUUAUAAUUUAUAUUAUAGCUCCUAGUAAAAUAUGUUAAAUACCAAGAUCGUAAAAGUUCCCACAAACAUGGGCAGAUAGAAGUUGAGCAGCUGUACCAAGGUAA